CAUCAAUUGCCCUGUCGAGUGAUUACCCUGUCAUGGAUCGACGUCUUACAUCAAGGUCGCACGUCAGCUCGCAUCAAUAUCCAUGGAUGCUCGCCAAAGGAACAAUCAUCGCAUGGCGAUGAGGGCCCUUUUCCCAAGGCUCUACAGGGUAAGCACGGCACCGUUUCCCUGGGUUCCAAUCGUUUUACCGCUUUGACCACGAUACAUUCUGAACCCGUUGAGACCAUCGCAUGAGAUGCACGCAGUAGCACGUUGUAACGUUCAUUUUGCAACUGGUGAGCAUCUAACCUCGUUCAUGAGCUCAAUACUUUUCGCAUGACCCCUGUGGCCAUAUACCCGGAUUGUAUAGGUAUUACUUGACCGAUAACUUACUUGAGCGGACACCUGUUUUUGGCCACAAGUUGCUCCUUCGAAUGGUAAUAUUCACGGUAUUAAUGGACGCGCAUAUUCACUUUUGAUCGAAGCUAGAAUAGCAGCGGGCGACAUGGUAUCUCCAAGUCAUGAGAAAUUUCCGGACGAAGUCGAAACGCCCGAGACUGCUUCGACGCACGAGGACAGCGUCUCCGACAAGGUUGAUUCAUUUUCACCGACAGGUGCGCAUCACGAAACUAUCGUCAACGUCCAUGGACGAGCCGACGCACCGCCCAAUGGUGGGUACGGUUGGGUGUGUACGGCAUGUUGUGCUUUGAUAAAUGCACAUACCUGGGGCAUGAAUUCAUCUUAUGGAGUGUUCCUCGCUCAUUAUCUAGCGAACAACACGUUCCCAGGGGCGAGCCCUCUGGAAUAUGCCUUCGUUGGAUCGCUCUCCAUCUCAUGCGCAAUGCUAAUCUCUCCGCUGGCCACUUUGAGUACUCGACUCAUUGGGACCAGGAAGACUUUGGCGAUUGGAGUGGUCUUGCACGCGGGCAGCUUGAUUGGAGCAUCUUUUUGCGACAAAAUCUGGCAACUGUCUCUCUCGCAAGGAGUAGGCUUUGGCUUGGGUAUGGGUUUCCUGUACAUAGCCUCAAACGGCAUUCCGUUGCAAUGGUUCGAUACCCGAAGAUCACUCGCGAGUGGUAUUGCAGCUGCUGGUUCUGGAGUUGGUGGUCUGGUGUAUUCGCUGGCGUCCGGAGCAAUGAUCAGGUCCAUCGGCCUGCCUUGGACAUUCCGUGUUCUAGGCAUUGUUGCAUUUUCGGUCAAUAUGAUAUGUACCAUGCUUCUUAAAGACCGGAACAAGAUCAUCGGAACUACACACAUUCCUUUCGACAUCAAACUUCUCAAGCGAGUGGAAUUCCUGCUCUUGUCGGGAUACGGUUGGUUCAGCAUGCUUGCCUACGUCGUGCUCAUCUUCUCGCUUGCAAAUUAUGCGAAUGCCAUCGGAUUGAACGCGUCGCAGGCAUCGGUCGUUUCCGCGACUCUGAACCUUGGCCAAGCGCUCGGCCGACCGCCUAUCGGCUACUUCAGUGACGGUAUGGGAAGAAUCAACAUGGCCGCGCUCAUGACUUUUCUUUCCGGCCUGUUCGCCUUAGCCGUCUGGAUCCCAGCGAAGACCUACGGUGUGCUGAUAUUCUAUUCGAUCAUUGGAGGCAGCGUUGCGGGAACAUUCUGGGCGACGAUAGCACCCUUGAGCGCUGAAGUGGCGGGAAUCAAACAUGUCCCAUCUGCGCUGAGUGUGAUCUGGCUUGUCAUCGUGCUUCCAUGUACAUUCAGCGAGCCGAUUGCCCUCGAGAUCGUAGAUGGAACGGGCCGUUACAUUGGAACCCAGCUAUUUACUGGCUUAAUCUAUGUCGCCGCGGCGCUGAGUCUUGUGUUUCUGAGAGGAUGGAAGAUUGGCGAACUCGAUGCUUUGUCACAGAUGAGUGCUGGCAAACGGGCGGGGACAGAGGUAGAAGAUGCGGAAGCAAGGGCAGCGGGUCGACGACGCCUGCUUCGGGACUUUUGGAAAUGGCGUAGAGUAUAGAAUUGGCGAACUCUUUUUGGUCGAAUGACGUCUUCGCACUUUAUGAUCGUCACAACUGUGGAAUUGUUCGUUCUACAUUUUGCUAUCAUUCUCGAGACUCAAAU
Dissoconium aciculare CBS 342.82 is the source of this 2043-nucleotide messenger RNA. Its product is annotated as MFS general substrate transporter. The record is from RefSeq and is a predicted model, not a curated record. Bases 485 to 1939 code for a protein of 484 amino acids. NCBI's taxonomy places the organism in Eukaryota, Fungi, Ascomycota, Dothideomycetes, Mycosphaerellales, Dissoconiaceae. Gene Ontology annotation, biological process: transmembrane transport. The transcript is spliced from 2 exons. Gene Ontology annotation, molecular function: transmembrane transporter activity.